GAGCUAUCAGGAUGGGACUCGAAGCAAUGGAUUCUGAAGUCAGUGAGUCUGUUAUGAAGAGAGUUUAUUACGCUGCAAGAGAUGGAAUGGCAAUAGCCCUUUACGCCUUACUCAGUGAGAGGUGGAGGCAUGUUGACGAGCUCUUGAAUCAGAAAGUAAUAGAGGAUGACGGACAGCAAUGUACGCCAUUGAUAGCUGCAGCAAGAUAUGGUCAUAGUAAGGUCGUACAAACCUUGGUUGAAAAAUUUCGUCCAAAUUUAGAGCAAGAGGGUACUGUAAAAUUCGAUGGAUGCGUUAUCGAAGGAGCAAGCGCUUUAUGGUGUGCAGCAGGUGCGGGGCAUAUGAAUGUAGUAAAAACACUGGUUAAGGCUGGUGCGAAUGUAAAUCAUCUGACAAAAACCAACUCUACACCUUUGCGAGCUGCAUGUUUUGACGGAAGACUAGAUAUAGUUCAGUAUCUGACCGAGCAUAAAGCUGAUAUACAUAUUGCCAAUAAAUACAAUAAUACGUGUCUAAUGAUUGCCGCUUACAAAGGACACCUGGACGUUGUGAGCUAUUUACUCGAAAUUGGAGCUAAUCCAGAUGAAGAGGCACACUGUGGUGCGACGGCAUUACACCUAGCCGCUGAAUGUGGCAAUUUCCAUGUUGUCUCGGAAUUGCUUCGAUAUGGGGCACGCAUGACAAAGAAUGUCAGUGGUAUGACGCCUCUAAUUGUUGCCGCAGAGCGCACGAGAACUAAGGUUGUGGAAUGCUUAGUUGAGAGGCCGGAAGUAACCACGGUUGAAAAAAUUGAAGCUUAUGAGCUACUUGGUGCAUCUUACGCUAACGAUAAAGAUUACUAUUGCAUUACGACAGCAUACCAGUAUCUGCAUAAAGCGAUGCAGCUAAGAUAUAACGAUCCUGAGAACAUAAUACGUAAACCGGUAACAGAACCGAUACCUGCCUAUGAAAAUUGGAAAGAAUCGCAGACUUUAGAACAAUUGGAAAACAUAAUGAACAAUCACAAUGCCAUUCAUAUGGAGUCGCUUGCAAUUCGAGAGAGGAUAUUAGGAACACACAAUCCAGAAGUGCCUCAUCCGAUAGUAUUUAGAGGAGCUGUUUUUGCUGAUAAUGCAAGAUUUGAUAGAUGCAUUGAUCUGUGGCUUCACGCCUUGAAACUACGUCAGCUAAAUAAUAUUUCUGUUGUGAAGGAUUUACUCCGAUUUGCGCAGGUAUUCUCUCAAAUGAUACAUGUUGGGGUAGAUCUCCAGCUCACCCAGGUUAUCGAUGUCCUAGAAGCUAGUGUGAUCGAACUUAAGAGAAAUAAAGAGAAGACGGCCAAUCCAGAACCCAAAGAUGAUGUUGUACAGAUCACUGAAGAGAUGCAAUCAAAUAUAACAACAGCUCUUUACAUCCUAACAAUUUUAAUGAAGCUAAUGAAACUUAAUGAGAAGGGAGAUGAAAAGGAAGAGAUCAGACGGGCGCAACGAUUAGUGCACAAUUUAUGUUCUCUUGGCGUAACUCUUAGAGAUGGUCAAACCCUUCUACAUCUUGCUGUAAACUCAGAAACACCUGUCGAUGAUUUUCAUACCAACGAUGUUUGCAAGUUUCCCUGCGCUGCUACAGCAAAGUUUCUCAUUCAGUGCGGUGCCAAUGUGAAUGCGAUGGAUCAUAACCGAAAUACACCUCUUCAUGUGAUUGUCGGUUAUCAAAAACCCAUUAGUGACUUUUUGACACUCCAUUCUAUAAUAAUCGACCUCACGGAGGCUGGAGCACAUAUGGACACAGUUAACAUUAAAGGAAAGACUCCAUACGAUGCCUCUUCUACCGGUGUUGCCGAGAUAAUACUUCGUUCGCAAAAUAAAAUCUCAUUGAAAUGUAUGGCAGCAAAGGCAGUUAAAACGUACAACUUGAACUACAGCGGUAGCGUACCACGAUGUCUUGAGAGUUUUAUAGAACUUCAUGGACCCGGACUCAAUCAAGGCUAACCAGAGUCAAUUUUCAAUCUCACACAAGAAGGAUUUGAUGUGAUGUUCUCUUUUCAGAGUUUCUUUUUGUCUCAAAGAUAGGUAAGUUAUUGCCAAUAUCGACUAUAGCGAUUCAUUUACCGUGCAAUACAUAUCCGUCGCGGGAACAUUUUCGGCAUUUUCUGAAUCGACAUCUGAAAGACAGCGAAUUGCAGUGAGUCGGUAUAACGCGGAGAUAGUCGAGUUCUUCAUAACGAUAUUAGGGGUGGGUGAGAUCGUUACAAAGAUCUGAAAAAAUAUCAAAGCCUGCGAUAUUUGAAACAAGAUUAUUUGUAUACAUUCGUACGACAUGCUUGGGUUUUGUCAAGUAAUAGAUCUUUGUUUCCGGUAUAUUGUUAUUUUCAAAAGUAAAACUGCGGUGCAGUUUAUUAAUUGAUCUUGUAACAAUGAUAAAAGUGUAUUACGUACUAGACCACGGACCUAUCUUGAGAUGCCAACGAAUGAGCUGUACAAUUGAUGCCUUUUACAUUAAUAAUUUGAAUUGAACGGAAAAAGUAUGUGAGAAAUGAUGCUGUGAAUAAUUGUUCAAUGUAAAUCAGGUGAAAAUAUCAUAGAAUUUUUCGGUACCCUGAAUCUUAUUUGUAUUUUUAAAAUUAUCAAUGAAUUACCAUUUGAAAUUGUUAUUGUUUGGUGCAAAACGUGUCUAUGAAGAGAUUAUACUGAGCUGUGCGAGAUGCGCAAGCGAAAAUAUUU
Molecule: messenger RNA, 2699 nt
Organism: Athalia rosae (coleseed sawfly)
Lineage: Eukaryota; Metazoa; Arthropoda; Insecta; Hymenoptera; Athaliidae
Gene: Fem-1
Product: protein fem-1 homolog B
Exons: 11
Coding region: 12-1967 (651 amino acids)
Molecular function (GO): protein binding
Source: RefSeq, a predicted model, not a curated record